Oncorhynchus tshawytscha (Chinook salmon) is the source of this 6160-nucleotide messenger RNA. Its product is annotated as myosin heavy chain, fast skeletal muscle-like. The transcript is spliced from 40 exons. The record is from RefSeq and is a predicted model, not a curated record. Gene Ontology annotation, molecular function: ATP binding; cytoskeletal motor activity; actin filament binding. Gene Ontology annotation, cellular component: myosin complex. Bases 55 to 5862 code for a protein of 1935 amino acids. NCBI's taxonomy places the organism in Eukaryota, Metazoa, Chordata, Actinopteri, Salmoniformes, Salmonidae.
GAACCCUCUAACACACAAUUUAAUCUGGGAGAGGAAGACAAGUGAGUUGCCACCAUGAGUACCGACGCAGAGAUGGCUUCUUAUGGCAAAGCCAGUGUAUACCUCCGUAAGCCUGAGAAGGAGAGGAUUGAGGCCCAAAGCCAGCCCUUCGAUGCAAAGAAUGCCUGCUAUGUGACCGAUGUUAAGGAGCUGUACCUCAAGGGUACCAUUGUUGGCAGAGAAGGGGGAAAGGUCCAAGUGAAAGUCCUUGACACUGGGGAGACUAAUGACUUCAAAGAAGCUGAUGUCUUCGAAAUGAACCCUCCAAAGUUUGACAUGAUUGAGGACAUGGCCAUGAUGACCUACCUCAAUGAAGCCACUGUCCUGUAUAACCUCAAAGAGCGUUAUGCAGCAUGGAUGAUCUACACCUACUCUGGGCUCUUCUGUGCCACGGUGAAUCCCUACAAGUGGCUCCCUGUGUAUGACGAAGAGGUUGUUAACGCUUACAGAGGAAAGAAGCGCAUGGAGGCUCCACCCCAUAUCUUCUCUGUCUCUGACAGGGCCUAUCAGUUCAUGUUGACGGAUAGGGAGAACCAGUCUAUCCUGAUUACUGGAGAAUCUGGUGCAGGAAAGACUGUCAACACCAAGCGUGUCAUCCAAUACUUUGCCACCAUUGCUGUGUCUGGAGGAGAAAGAAAGAGGGCGGCAGAACCCGGCAAAAUGCAGGGGUCUCUUGAAGAUCAGAUUAUUGCUGCCAACCCUCUGCUGGAGGCUUACGGUAAUGCCAAGACAGUUCGGAAUGACAACUCUUCUCGUUUUGGUAAAUUCAUCAGGAUUCACUUCCACAGUAAUGGCAAGCUGUCUAGUGCUGACAUUGAGACCUACCUGCUGGAGAAGUCCAGAGUGACCUUCCAGCUGCCCGAUGAGAGAAGCUACCACAUAUUCUACCAGAUGAUGACCAACCACAAGCCUGAGCUGAUUGAAAUGACGCUCAUCACCACCAACCCCUACGACUUCCCCAUGAUCAGCCAGGGGCAGAUAAAAGUGGCCUCUAUCGAUGACAAAGAGGAGCUGGAUGCCACAGAUGCCGCCAUUGACAUCCUGGGCUUCACCAAUGAUGAGAAGAUAGGCAUCUACAAGCUGACCGGCGCUGUCAUGCACCACGGCAACUUACGUUUCAAGCAGAAGCAGCGUGAGGAGCAGGCCGAGCCAGACGGCACAGAGGUAGCUGAUAAAAUCGGUUACCUCUUGGGUCUGAACUCAGCUGACAUGCUAAAACUUCUGUGCUACCCCAGAGUGAAGGUUGGCAAUGAGUUUGUGACCAAGGGACAGACCGUGCCUCAGGUGUAUAACUCUGUGAGCGCUCUGGCCAAGUCCAUCUAUGAGCGGAUGUUCUUGUGGAUGGUGAUCCGUAUCAACCAGAUGUUGGACACCAAGCAACAAAGGAACUUCUACAUCGGUGUGCUCGACAUUGCUGGGUUUGAGAUCUUUGAUUUCAACACCAUGGAGCAGCUGUGUAUCAACUUCACCAAUGAGAAACUGCAACAGUUCUUCAACCACCACAUGUUUGUCCUGGAGCAAGAGGAGUACAAGAAGGAGGGAAUCAUCUGGGAGUUCAUUGAUUUCGGCAUGGACUUGGCUGCCUGCAUUGAGCUUAUUGAGAAGCCAAUGGGCAUCUUCUCCAUCCUUGAAGAGGAGUGCAUGUUCCCCAAGGCUUCAGACACUUCCUUCAAGAACAAGCUGUAUGACCAGCAUAUGGGCAAGAAAAAGACUUUCCAGAAGCCCAAGCCUGCCAAGGGAAAGGCUGAGGCCCACUUCUCCUUGGUGCACUACGCUGGUAUUGUGGACUAUAACAUCUGUGGCUGGCUGGACAAGAAUAAGGACCCCCUGAAUGACUCAGUGGUGCAGCUCUACCAGAAGUCUUCAGUCAAACUGCUGGUUCUUAUCUACGUUGAUUCUCCAGCUGAAGAUAGAGCAUCCAAGAAGGGAGGCAAGAAAAAGGGAGGCUCCAUGCAGACAGUGUCUUCCCAGUUCAGGGAGAACUUGGGCAAGCUGAUGACCAACUUGAGGAGCACUCACCCUCACUUUGUGCGCUGUCUGAUCCCCAAUGAGUCAAAGACUCCAGGUCUGAUGGAGAACUUCCUGGUUAUCCACCAGCUAAGGUGUAACGGUGUACUGGAAGGUAUCAGGAUCUGUAGAAAGGGGUUCCCCAGCAGAAUCCCCUACGGUGACUUCAAGCAGAGGUACAAAGUACUGAAUCCCAGUGUUAUCCCAGAAGGAACAUUUAUGGACAACAAGAAGGCUUCUGAGAAUCUGCUUGGGUCAAUGAAUGUGGCGCACGAGCAGUACAAGUUUGGACACACCAAGGUGUUCUUCAAAGCUGGUCUGCUGGGUGUCCUGGAGGAGAUGCGAGACGAGAGACUGGCCUCUCUGGUCUGCAUGAUACAGUCUCUGUGUCGUGGGUUCGCCAUGAGGAAGGAGUUUGUGAAGAUGAUGGAGCGGAGAGAGGCUGUCUUCACCAUCAAAUACAACAUUCGCUCAUUCAUGAAUGUUAAACACUGGCCAUGGAUGAAGGUGUAUUACAAGAUCAAGCCACUGCUGAAGAGUGCUGAGACUGAGAAGGAGCUAGCCAACAUGAAGGAGGACAUUGAGAAGUGCAAAAUCGCCCUGACCAAGGCUGAGGCCCGCAAGACAGAGCUUGAGGAGAAGAUGGUGACCGUUCUGCAGGAGAGAAAUGACCUGACGCUCCAAGUUGCAUCUGAAUCAGAGAAUCUGACUGAUGCUGAGGAGAGGUGCGAGGGGCUGAUCAAGAGCAAGAUCCAGCUGGAGGCCAAACUCAAAGAGAUGACCGAAAGGCUGGAGGAUGAGGAGGAGAUGAAUGCUGAGCUGACCUCCAAGAAGAGGAAGCUGGAGGAUGAGUGUUUGGAGUUGAAGAAGGACAUUGAUGACCUGGAGCUCACCCUGGCCAAAGUGGAGAAGGAGAAACACGCCACUGAAAACAAGGUCAAAAAUCUGACUGAGGAGAUGGCCUCUCAAGAUGAGAGCAUUGCCAAGCUGACCAAGGAGAAGAAAGCCCUCCAAGAGGCCCAACAGCAGACACUGGACGACCUGCAGGCAGAGGAGGACAAAGUCAACACUCUGACCAAGGCCAAGGCCAAGCUGGAACAGCAAGUUGAUGACCUUGAGGCUUCUCUGGAGCAAGAGAAGAGGCUCCGUAUGGACUUUGAGAGAGCCAAGAGAAAGCUGGAGGGAGACCUGAAACUAGCCCAGGAAUCCAUAAUGGACCUGGAGAAUGAUAAGCAGCAGUCUGAAGAAAAGAUCAAAAAGAAGGACUUUGAGACCAGCCAGCUCCUCAGCAUGAUUGAGGAUGAGCAGUCUCUGGGUGGUCAGCUGCAGAAGAAAAUCAAGGAACUCCAGGCUCGUAUUGAGGAGAUGGAGGAGGAUAUUGAGGCUGAGCAUUCUGCCAGGGCAAAGGUUGAGAAGCAGAGGGCCGAUCUCUCCAGGGAACUUGAGGAGAUCAGUGAUAGGCUGGAGGAAGCUGGAGGAGCCACUGCUGCUCAGAUUGAGAUGAACAAGAAGCGCGAGGCUGAGUUCCAGAAACUGAGACGCGACCUCGAGGAGUCGACCCUGCAGCACGAGGCCACAGCCGCAGUCCUGAGGAAGAAGCAAGCUGACAGUGUGGCGGAGCUCGGAGAGCAGAUCGACAACCUGCAGCGCGUUAAGCAGAAACUGGAGAAGGAGAAGAGCGAGUACAAGAUGGAGAUAGAUGACCUCUCCAGCAACAUGGAGGCUGUCACCAAGACUAAGGGCAAUCUGGAGAAGAUGUGCCGUACUAUUGAGGAUCAGCUGAGUGAGCUCAAGACUGGGAACGAUGAGAACCUUCGCCAGAUCAAUGACAUCAGUGGACAUAGGGCCAGACUCCUGACUGAGAACGGUGAGUUUGGACGCCAGCUGGAAGAGAAGGGAGCUCUGGUGUUUCAGCUGACCAGAGGCAAGCAGGCCUUCACACAGCAGGUGGAGGAGCUAAAGAGGCAGAUUGAGGAGGAGGUCAAAGCUAAGAAUUCCCUGGCCCAUGGUGUCCAGUCUGCCCGCCAUGACUGUAACCUUCUGAGGGAGCAGUUUGAGUUGGAGCAAGAGGCCAAGGCAGAACUGCAACGCUGCAUGUCUAAGGCCAACAGCGAGGUGGCUCAGUGGAGGACCAAGUAUGAGACGGAUGCCAUCCAGCGCACAGAGGAGCUUGAGGAGGCCAAGAAGAAGCUGGCGCAGCGUCUGCAGGACGCUGAGGAAAUGAUUGAGGCAACCAACUCAAAGUGUGCUUCACUGGAGAAGACCAAGCAAAGGCUGCUGGGAGAGGUGGAGGACAUCAUGAUUGAUGUAGAGAGGGCCAACGCUAUGGCUGGCAACCUUGAUAAGAAGCAGAGGAACUUUGACAAGGUUCUGGCUGAGUGGAAGCAGAAGUAUGAGGUGGGCCAGGCUGAACUGGAAGGCGCUCAGAAGGAGGCUCGUUCUAUGAGCACAGAGCUCUUCAAGAUGAAGAACUCCUAUGAGGAGGCUCUGGAUCAGCUGGAGACUCUGAAGAGAGAGAACAAGAACCUCCAACAAGAGAUCUCUGACCUGACUGAACAGAUCGGAGAGACAAGCAAGAGCAUCCAUGAGCUGGAAAAGGCCAAGAAGACUGUGGAGAUGGAGAAUUCUGAGAUCCAGACCGCUCUGGAGGAGGCUGAAGGAACACUGGAGCACGAGGAAUCCAAGAUUCUGCGUGUGCAGCUGGAGCUGAACCAGAUCAAGGGUGAGGUGGACAGGAAGCUGGCAGAGAAGGACGAGGAGAUGGAGCAGAUCAAGAAGAACAGCCAGCGGAUUAUAGAAUCCAUGCAGAACACACUGGACUCUGAGGUCCGCAGCAGGAGCGAUGCCCUGAGGGUGAAGAAGAAGAUGGAUGGAGACCUGAAUGAGAUGGAGAUGCAGCUGAGCCACGCCAAUAGACAGGCCACUGAGGCCACGAAACAGCUGAGAAAUGUCCAGGGACAACUUAAGGAUGCCCAAAUUCUCCUUGAUGACGCUGUCCGUGAGUCAGAAGACAUGAAGGAGCAGGCCGCCAUGGUGGAACGCAGGAACGGUCUGAUGAUGACAGAGAUUGAGGAGCUGAGGGCUGCUCUGGAGCAGACUGAGAGAGGCCGCAAAGUGGCUGAGCAAGAGCUGGUGGACGCCAGUGAGCGUGUGGGACUGCUCCACUCUCAGAACAUCAACCUUCUGAACACUAAGAAGAAGCUGGAGUCUGACCUGGUGCAGGUGCAAGGAGAGGUGGAUGACAUCAUCCACGAGGCCAGAAACGCAGAAGAGAAGGCCAAGAAGGCCAUCACUGAUGCGGCCAUGAUGGCUGAGGAGCUGAAGAAGGAGCAGGACACCAGUUCUCACCUGGAGAGGAUGAAGAAGAACCUGGAGGUCACAGUCAAAGACCUGCAGCACCGUCUGGAUGAGGCUGAGAAUCUGGCCAUGAAGGGAGGCAAGAAGCAGCUCCAGAAACUGGAGACCAGGGUACGUGAGCUGGAGGCUGAGGUGGAGUCCGAGCAGAGAAGAGGUGUAGACGCAGUUAAGGGAGUCCGCAAGUACGAGCGCAGAGUCAAGGAGCUCACAUACCAAACUGAGGAGGACAAUAAGAAUAUUAUCAGACUUCAGGAUCUAGUAGAAAAGCUGCAGCUUAAGGUGAAGGCCUACAAGAGGCAGGCUGAGGAAGUGGAGGAACAAGCCAACCAGCACAUGUCUAAGUUCCGUAAGGUUCAGCAUGAGCUGGAGGAGGCUGAGGAACGCGCUGACAUUGCAGAGUCCCAGGUCAACAAGCUCAGAAUCAAGAGCCGUGACUCCGGAAAGGCCAAAGAAGAGUAAACCUAUUUUAUUUUAAAUAGAGAACUUGGACUGAACAAUUCUUAAGACAGCCUUACAUUAUUCUAGCUACUACAAGGCAGAGAAACCAGGCCAGAGGCUGGGUGGUCAGUGGAGGUACUGGUUUUUCAUUAUUUUUUCUCUUUGUCAUUUGGUUUUUGUGUUUUGUUGUCCAUUUUGUUUUGAUGCGUGUUGUUGUGGUUGUCUUGUGUGAAAAAGGGGUAGACCACAAAUUGUUUUGGGAACUUGUUUAGACUGUUGUAUGCUCCUUAAUAAAACAUAUUUGAAAUGUAAAAACAUA